CCAAGAUUACAGAUGAGGCCCAUCAUACGGUUCAAGUUUACCACAGAGAGAAGAAGAGUGGUGGAGGCGGGACCGCCUUAUCUGAUGGAUUGAAACCCCCGCCAUUUGUUCGUCUUCUGGCUUCUACGGCGGCCAAGGAAUUGAAUCGAGCGAGCGACAGAUCAUCAAGGGACGCUCUCCUCCCCACAAUGGGCUGACCGACCCAAGUACGCCGAAUGCCGCUGCCGAUGCCUUCCGCUGCGCUCUCCUCCGCCCUCUCCCCGCCUCCAUCUCCCGGUGGCCCGCUCGGCCGCCGCCCUCUCCUCCUCUCAACGACGUCGGCUACGACUUCGAGCUCCUCCUCUCGUCCGCGAGCUCGUUGCCGCCUUCUCCGCGCUCGAGUCGUGGAUGGGUCUAAAGAAACUGAGACAUCUUUGGACUUUGCAAAUGAAAGAUCUGAAUCUGACAAGCUAGUUGAUAGCAUGGACUUUGGCGAACUCUGCAAUGAAUUUGAAUGCAUUAGUAGCCCUCAGGUGGAAUCAACAGCUAGACAACUCGCUCGGGAUAUACUAGAGAUGCGAGAAGGAAAUCGUGCCCUAGGAUCUUUUUCAGUUUCUGUCAAAUAUAAGGAUCCAGUUAGGAGCUUCGUUGGGCGUGAAAAAUACAAAAGACCUCUUUGGGCAACUGAUGCACUGGAAAAUCCAUCAGUGACGGUGCAGGAAAUGGUAAUGUUAUCGACUAGUGUACUGAGCAUAAAGUGGACACUGAAAGGGAAACCUAAAAACCCUGCAAUUGCAAGCAUAGGAGGAGACCUACAAGUUGGAGUGGACUCCCGCUUCACUUUAAACCAGAUAAGUGGCCAAGUUAUUGAACAUGAAGAGUCAUGGGAUUUGUCUCAAUCAUCUCCUGUUGCUCAGUGGUAUUUCUGGAUUUCCAGGAGAUUGUUCUCCGUUGUUGAAUCUGUCAAAGAUACUGUUGAUGUUGCUAAGAAUACAGCAACACGCUUGUCAACCCAAAAAGAGGACUUGGAGAUCUACCCUGACCCUUCUGGUGAUCCUACAAAGUUCUUUCAAAGGGAUGAUGACUUGCAGAGAGAUGCUUAUCAGAUUGCACUCUUCUUGGCCGUAAUAUAUCUUGUUGUACAGUUUCUGAGGACGACUCUUUAAAUGUGUAGUUGACUUCCGAACCUCACGAAAAUUUUUCAAAGUCAAAAUCCAAAAAAAAAUAUAUGUCCAAAAUCCAAUCAUGUAUGUAUCUUCAACCUUCUAUUGUAUUAUAGAUGAUGAUCAUGUUUUCUAAUUUCUAUACGAGAGGACAUGUCAAUAUAUCCUUCGAAGAGUUCAUCA
Messenger RNA from Musa acuminata AAA Group (dessert banana), 1325 nucleotides. RefSeq lists its product as uncharacterized. Gene Ontology annotation, cellular component: chloroplast. NCBI's taxonomy places the organism in Eukaryota, Viridiplantae, Streptophyta, Magnoliopsida, Zingiberales, Musaceae. The transcript is spliced from 5 exons. Bases 216 to 1145 code for a protein of 309 amino acids. The record is from RefSeq and is a predicted model, not a curated record.